Oryza sativa Japonica Group (Japanese rice) is the source of this 1231-nucleotide messenger RNA. NCBI's taxonomy places the organism in Eukaryota, Viridiplantae, Streptophyta, Magnoliopsida, Poales, Poaceae. The record is from RefSeq and is a predicted model, not a curated record.
UACAAUCAAAUCAUACGUACGCUAGCUGCACAUCCCUCGCCGCCGAUCGACGACAAUAGCAUGGCCAGCAGCUGGAAUAAUCCGGCCAUCUUCCUCGCCGCCGCGCUGGCGGUGGCGACGGCGGCGCAGGUCGUCACGGCCGGUUUCACCACAGACUUGUACUGGCAGCAACAGCCGGCGCCUGGUGCCGUCACCCCCUACAAGACAUCGGACUGGCACGACGGCUCCGCCACCUUCUACGGCGACCCCUCCGGCAUGGGCGACGACUUCGGUGGCGCGUGCGGGUACGUGUCGAACGACAUCGUGUCGCUCUACUCGACGAAGACGGCGGCGCUGAGCACGCCGCUGUUCGCCGACGGCAACGGGUGCGGGCAGUGCUACGAGCUGCGGUGCGUCAAGUCGCCGUGGUGCAACCCGGGGUCGCCGUCGGUGGUCAUCACGGGGACCAACCUGUGCCCGCCCAACUGGUACCUCCCCAACGACGACGGCGGCUGGUGCAACCCGCCGCGGCACCACUUCGACAUGGCGCCGCCCUCCUUCCUCAAGCUCGCGCAGAGGGUCGCCGGGAUCGUGCCGGUGCAGUACCGCCGCGUGCCGUGCCAGAGGACCGGCGGCGUCAGGUUCUGCCUCCAGGGGAACCACUACUGGUUGCUGCUCUACGUCAUGAACGUCGGCGGCGCCGGCGACGUCUCCUCCCUCUCCGUCAAGACCUCCGGUGGCGGCGGCGCCUGGAUCCAGGCGGCGCACAACUGGGGCAUCACGUACCAGGUGUUCGCCGCGCUGGACAACUCCGACGGCCUCACCGUCAAGCUCACCACCUACAGCACGCCGCAGCAGACCAUCAUCGUCUCCGACGCCAUCUCCCCCUGGUGGAUCACCGGACUCUGCUACCAGGGAUCCAACAACUUCUACUAAUCAUCAAUCGAUCGAUCAUCAGAUCGAGUUCAAAGUUGCAGUGGUUCAUCUCUUCAUUUUGUUUCUUCUUCUUGGCUUGCUCUGCUAUGCGAUGCGAUGCUAGCUAUUGUCAAAGUUCAUGGACUCUCUGUUUCUUUCUUUUGUUCAUAGAACGGGAUGCAUUUCUAGUUCAAUGUUUAUGCUAAUCCAUCUUCUGUUGAGAGAAUUCUUUUUCCCUUUUUCAAAACUUUCAAAAAUGGUGGAUUGAUUAUGAUGUAUACUUGAUCUCCGCAUAAGUUCAGUAAAUAUAUAUAUCCCUGAAAACAAAGUUUGGUUU